Molecule: messenger RNA, 3535 nt
Organism: Aphidius gifuensis
Lineage: Eukaryota; Metazoa; Arthropoda; Insecta; Hymenoptera; Braconidae
Product: E3 ubiquitin-protein ligase ZNF598
Exons: 4
Coding region: 552-3395 (947 amino acids)
Biological process (GO): protein ubiquitination; rescue of stalled cytosolic ribosome
Molecular function (GO): ribosome binding; ubiquitin protein ligase activity
Source: RefSeq, a predicted model, not a curated record
AGUCUCUCAUCAUUUGGGAAUCAUUGAUGACAGUGCGUUUAAAUAGAAAUAUUAAAUAACAACAGGCCACGUCACACGUGUUUGCAAUUAAAAUUCAUCAAAGAUGGUCGACCCAGAACAAAUAAACAAUACAAUCAAUAGAACCAUGCACCAAAAGUUACAGCACUCCAAUCACCACACGACCGACCACUGACUUUCCCUUUAGCAGGAGGAAAAAAAAGAAUAAAAAGAAUUUAUAAUAGUCUUAUCUUGUUAACCUUGUUUGAAUAACUAAAAAGGAUACUGUUAUAAAACAUCUGUUGGCCAUUAAUUAUCAGCUGAUUUGUCGAAGUAAAAUUAAUUAAUAGGUUUACUUGUAAAAAUAACCUCAAUUAAAAAAAUAAAAAACAACAAAAUAAAAUACUCAAACAAACGUGGAAAAAUAAUAAAUAAGAUCAUUAUUUAUAUGACAAUUGAAAUUAAUUGUUGAUGAAUAAAUAGAUUAUUGUUUUUGAAACAACAAUUGACCUACAAAAUUAUCAUCAAUUUUUUUAAAUAAAAAAUAUAUAACAAUGUCUGAAGAACGUGAAACAAGCAGCAACACCAGCAGCAUCAAUAAUAAUGAUGAUAAUAAUAAUAACAACAACAACAACAACAAUGGCACAUGUGUUGUUUGUUAUAAAAAUGUUGAAAUUUAUAGUAUUGGAAUGUGCGAACAUCCUGUAUGCUAUGAAUGCAGUACAAGAAUGCGUGUACUUUGCCGCCAAAAUGAAUGUCCCAUAUGUCGUCAAGAUUUACCAAAAGUUGUAUUUAUUAAAAAAAUAAAACCAUUUCGUGAUAUUAUAAAAGGUAAUCUACUAGAUACACGUUAUAAUAUAUUUUUUGAUAAUACUUAUAUACAAGAAAAAUUUACACGUUUAUUAUCACACAUAUGUCCAAUUUGUAAAGGCAAUAAAAAGUUAUUUGGUGCAUUUACUGGUUUAAAAGAUCACAUGAGACGUGAACAUGAUUUACAUUAUUGUGAUCUUUGUGUUGAUAAUCUUAAAAUAUUUACAAAUGAAAGACGUUGUUAUACAAGAUUUGAUUUAGGAUUACAUCGUAGAAAAGGUGAUAAAGAUGAUAAAAGUCACAGAGGUCAUCCAUUAUGUGAAUUUUGUGAAUGUAGAUAUAUGGAUAAUGAUGAAUUAUUUCGUCAUUUACGACGUGAUCAUUUAUUUUGUCAUUUUUGUGAUGCUGAUGGUCUUCAUCAAUAUUACAAUUCAUAUGAUUAUUUAAGAGAUCAUUUUAGUAAAGAACAUUAUUUAUGUGAAGAGGGACCAUGUGCUGAUGAAAAAUUUACAAGUGUCUUCCGUAGUGAUAUUGAUUUAAAAGCUCAUAAAUCAUCAGUACAUAGUAAAUUUAUGGGUAAAGCUGCUGCAAAACAAGCAAGAACAUUAGAACUUGAAUUUACACUUGCACCACGUGGUGAUAAUAAUCGUAAUAAUCGUCGUGGUCAUCAACAAUCAAACAAUAAUAAUCAAACAUUAUCAUCACCAUCAUCAUCAUCAUAUAAUUCACGUAAUAAUAAUACAAGAGAUUAUUAUGAUACUACAGAUGGUGAUUCAUCAUAUUUACAUGAAUCUGAAAUGCCAUCAGCUUCAUCAAUGAAACAACCAGAUGUACAAAGUACCCAAGAAUUUCCAUCACUUGGUAAUGCAGCAGCAGCAGCAUCAUCCUCAUCAACAACAACAGGACCAGUUAAUUUUAGUCAUACAAAAAGUAAAGGAGGACGUGGUGGUAAUUUAACAAUAAGAGGAUCAUUUGGAUCACAAAAACUUUCAAUAAAUAAUGAAAAUUUUCCAGCACUUGGAUCAUCUGAUAAUGGAUCUAAUUCUGGUCUAUCAAAUAUUGUUAAUUUAAAUGUUUAUAGUAGUAGUAGCAGUAGUGGUGGUGGUAGUAGUAGUAAUAAUAACAACAAUAACAAUAUCACCAAAAAUAAUAACAACAACAACAAUAAUAAUAAAACAAGUUCAAGUGUUAUACAAACUUCAUCAUCACCAAAUGUAUCAAUUCAAGUUAAUCAUAAAACAAAUGGUAAUAAUAUAACAACAAGAUUAUCAAGACCAACGCUCAAACCAGUUGCUCAAUUAUCAAAAAAAACUGAUGAUUUUCCAGCACUUGGUGGUAAUUGUACAUCAGCUAAAAAUUCAACACAUUCAACAACACAAAAUACAGGACAAUGGACAAAAGUAACAUGUGUUAAACCAUCUGUUGUACAACAAAGUAAAAAAAUCAUUCAAACACCACCAAAAUUUAAUAAUUCAAUAUCUGAAGCAUUUCCAAGUUUACCAAAAACAGCUAAAGAUAAAAAAAAAUCAUCAACAUUAUCAGUAACAACAACUAAUAAUAAUACAAUAACUAAAAUACAAAAAAAUGAUGCACCACCUUCUCCAUCAUCAUCAUCGUCAUCAUCAUCAGUAACAGCAGCAGCAGCAGCAGCAGCAGUUGUUAAAAAUACAAAAAAUAAUGUUACAAAUGAUAAUUCUAAAAAGAAAAAAAAGAAAAAAACUAAAACAACAACACUAACAAGCAAUAAUUCAAGUAGUAAUGAAUCUGUUGUAUCAAAAAUAAUAGAAAAAAAAAAUGAUGAUAAAAAAAAGCCAACAGAUAAUACUGAUUUACAAGAUAAUAAUAAUAGUACAAAAAAUAUAACAAGAAAACGUUCAGAAUUAAAAAUAGAUAAUUUAAAAAAUAAUAUAUCGAAAAAAAAUAAUGAUGUUGUUGAUGAUUUUCCAGCCUUAGGAAGUCCAAAAACAUCAACACCAUUAAAACCACCACCUGGUUUUAGUACAACAAGACCACCACCACCACCUGGUUUUGCUGUUAAAAUAAAUAGUAUUGUACGUCCACAAAAAUAUGAAAAUAAUUUAACAUUUACAAAUAGUUCUGGUCAAAAUUUUCCAAUAUUACCAGAUAAAAAUAAUAAAAAAUAUACAUAUUCACCACCACCAGAUUUUCAACAACGUAAUAAAAAUUUAGUUGCUAAAAUAAGUAGUAUAUUAGAACUAAAAGAUGCCAUUGAAGAAUUUAGAUAUUUAAGUGGUUUAUUUCGUCAAGAUAUGUGUACAGCUGAAGAUUAUUAUAAACGUUGUCGUAUGGAAAUGGGUUUAAGUGAAUUUUUAAUAAUAUUUCCUGAAAUAUUGGUAUUACUUCCAGAUAUAAAUAAACAACGUGAGCUAUAUAAUUUACAUAAACAUGAAACAAAUGGUCAAAUUAAAGGACUAGAACUAUGUACAAUUUGUGGUCAAGUAUGUAAAAGUGAAAGUGAUAUUGUAUCACAUUUAUCAGGUCACACAUUGGAACAUGAUUUUCCAGCUUUGGGUUUAGCAACUGGUACACAAACAUCCAACAAUAAUUGGCCUCGUAAAAAUACAUGAUGUCAAAAUAAAAUAUAUCAUAUAUUAUUUAAAUAUCAUUUUUUCAUUAAAAAAAAAAAAUAACGAGUUUAUUAUGUUUAAUAAAAACGAAAUUAUAAAAUUAAGAAAUAUAUAUUUUUUUUUUUUUCUUUUUUCCAUUU